This is a messenger RNA of Rhagoletis pomonella (apple maggot), 3634 nucleotides long. RefSeq names its product branched-chain-amino-acid aminotransferase, cytosolic (gene Bcat). Gene Ontology annotation, cellular component: mitochondrion. The transcript is spliced from 8 exons. Gene Ontology annotation, biological process: L-leucine biosynthetic process; L-valine biosynthetic process. Gene Ontology annotation, molecular function: branched-chain-amino-acid:2-oxoglutarate transaminase activity. The record is from RefSeq and is a predicted model, not a curated record. Lineage: Eukaryota; Metazoa; Arthropoda; Insecta; Diptera; Tephritidae. Bases 596 to 1924 code for a protein of 442 amino acids.
AUAUCAACGUUCUCUGCUGUGUUUACCACGGAGCACCUCCAACGCCGAGCUUAACUAAGAAUUUCUUCAAUCUUCAACAAGUGUAUUUUGGGAGCAAAUGAGAGGGAGCGUUUGAGCACAAGCGCCACAUGUCGCCACUGUAGACCACCACUUUGGCACCAUGAGAAUAUGCAUCCGGUCGGCAAUCGGAGGCGGACGUAAAUGCUGGCGUACACCUAUAGAUAGAGGUGCUUGCCGCUGUGCGAACUCAGUUGUUGCAGACACAGCGAAGCGUUGGGAUUAAUUUUAAAUUUUUUAGAGCAAACAAAAAAAAAUACGCUGCAUAAAAUAAAAGUGGAACAAGUGUGCAAACAAAUGAACAACAGGACCAGUACAAUUUUUAACCGGUCGUGAAGAAAAAUAUAUGUACAUAUACAUACCUAUGAAUAUAAUUAAAUAAAACGAGUAAUCGCAAAAAAAAAAACGGUGAACUUAAUUACAGAAUUAAAAUAAGUGAGAAAUCUAUAAACGAACUUCAAAGGACUUACCAAGUCCAGCUAGUGGAAAAGUGUACAUAAAUAAACGCAAACCCUUUGAGCGAUUUCUUGUCGGCAAAAUGACGACCAAAAUGGCGAUUAACGCAAAGGAUAUAUUCCGCAAUCAACAUCGACUCAUACGCUUCAUUGAGCAAUCCAUACGUUUGUGCAGUAAUCAGUCAUUAAAAACUUUACAAAAGCAAGCUAAACAGAAAGCAGAACCUGAAUUUGAGAUCACCGCUUCCAUUUCCGCCCAAUAUACCGUUGCCCCUGAACCUAUCAAGCAUGAUAAAGAUGUUGGCCAACAAUUCGCGGCCGCACAAUUAUCUGUGCGUUUGGCAUCGCCGCAGCAGCUGCAACCGAAACCGGACAGCGAUGAGAUGCUAGGCUUUGGCAGAGUAUUCACAGAUCAUAUGUUGAAAAUCUACUAUCAUCGGAGUUUGGGUGGCUGGCAGCGACCUGAAAUUACGCCACUCGAAAAUCUUGUGGUGCAUCCCGCGGCAAAGGUGUUACACUACGCUGUUGAGCUCUUCGAAGGCAUGAAAGCGUAUCGAGGUGUUGAUGGCAAAAUUCGUAUUUUCCGGCCCAACAUGAACAUGAAUCGCAUGAAUGUUGCCGCCAAUCGUUCCGGUCUACCCACAUUCGAAGGUGAAGAAUUCAUCAAAUGUCUUUCCCGCCUCAUAUCAAUCGACUCUGAAUGGGUGCCACAUACCGAAGCUGCCAGUUUAUAUAUCCGCCCCACACUGAUCGGUAUCGAUCCGAUGCUUGGUGUCGCCUCCUCAGAUUCUGCCCUGCUCUACACAAUCCUCAGCCCCGUGGGUAGUUACUUCAAAGCCGAUAACGAUGGUGCAGUCUCACUGCUCGCGGAUCCACGCUACACAAGAGCGUGGCCCGGUGGCGUGGGUAAUCGUAAAAUGGGCUCCAAUUACGCACCUACCAUCUAUGUACAAAAAGAGGCUGCCCAAAAGGGACUCCAACAAGUAUUGUGGUUGUAUGGCGAAGAUCAUCAACUAACCGAAGUUGGUACAAUGAACAUAUUCAUGUUCUACGCCAAUGAAAAAGGAGAAAAAAUACUAGUCACACCUCCACUCAAUGGUCUAAUCCUGCCCGGUAUUACCAGAGACUCGAUCCUAGCGCUAGCCAAACAAUGGGGCAAAUUUGAAGCACGCGAGGAAGUGAUUACCAUGUCACAAGUCUGCGAGCUGCUUAAUCAAGGAAGACUAUUGGAAAUGUUUGGCACUGGUACCGCCUGUGUUGUUAGCCCCAUCAACCGAAUUAACUACAUGGGUACGGAUUUGUACAUUCCCACUAUGGAACAGGAGAAACCCAUUCAUGAAACGAUACGUAACACACUAACGGGCAUUCAGUAUGGCAAAAUAGAGCAUCCGUGGGCGGUGACCAUAGAAUAACUAAGUAUGCAUACGGGCGCAUGGCAAAUACAGUGCAGCACCACCAUAAUUUUUCAACUGAAGUUGAGAGAUUCUUGGCAAAGGAAUCUGUAUUAAUAGUUUUUUAUUUUUUUUUUUUUUUGUUUUGGUCAUGACUACAUAUGACUACUUACUAAUUACUUAUGAAGCUUAUGGUAUGGACUUUGUAAUGGUUACUAUGUAUUCUACUUGGGAUAUGGAAAACUCGAAUUUGAAAAAGUUUUCUAACCAAAUAUUGUAUUUGUGUUUAGGACUUUUCGCACACCAGAGCCAAAUGCUCUUAAGUACUAUGUAUGUUAAGGUGGUUCUUAAAAUAUCAACAUCUAAAUUUUGCUCUAGAUAGAAAUUGAAGACAUCCACGAAAAUAUUGAACAUAGAAGCAAAUAAAGGGGUGACCCAUAAUUCUGAUAUAUCAAGGACCACCCUUAUGUAUGUGCCUUAAAAAGUAUGGUAAUGGUGUGAAAUUUGACUAUAAUUUUAAGCAUUUAUAAGAUAGAAAAUAACGAUGGUAAAACAUGCAUAGGAAAAAGUCCUUUAAUAAUUUAAAGACUUAAUAAUAUUUACAUAUUUUCUACUAUAUACAUUUGUAUAAGAUUUAAAAAUAUUUAUUUUCCGUUUUUAGUUAAGGUAGUUUUAGUUAAGCUUACCAAUCUAGUAAAAUUAAAAUAUAUGCCACAAAUCGAUAGUGAUUGCUGAAGAAAAAGUUUCAGAAAAUUGUAAAAGUCUUCCAACAAUAUGUUUUCUAAAACAUGCGUGAUGAAGUGUAAUUAUUUCACAAAUAUUAAAAAAUGUGCAAUUAAUAAUACAAAAAACUAAAAUUUUAGUUUUGUUUGCAACACUGUCUGACGCUCCUUAUCAAUGGAAGAUAUAAACAAAUGGCGAAGGUAUCGAAUAUAUAAGUAGUUAAAAAUUUAACUAAAUUAUUGGAUAAAAAAAGCUAAGUACCAGAGUCAAGUGCAUUUAUUAGUUUAGACAUUAUUGACCUGACGGCCUUUAUAUCAUAUUUUGUUUCGAAAUUCAAAAUUGAGGUUUUCUUUCGAAAGCAUUGUAAAUGAGGUAGGGUGAUCCUUAAAAUAUCAACAUCUAAACUUCGUAUGGGGCACGCCUUGAUAUUUUGUUCUACGUACAAAAUCCACCAACAUUUCCAAAUUUUAAACAAAUGUUUAAAGGUCGCCUCCAGAGUUUGAGGAAAUUUAAUUUGUUUUGUUUUUGAAAUCGCAAAAAUUUGUCAAAAUUUUUACUUUUAAUUUUUAUUCAUAUAAAUCCAUAAACUUGCUGAGCUAAUAGUUAAAAUGUUGUCCAAUUUUUGCGAUUUAGAAAAAAAUCAAUUUUUUCAAACCCUUUUAGCGACCCCUAACAUAUUUUUUAAAUACUGAAAUUUCCUUGGAUCUUUUUAGAACUGCAUAACGGGGUGCCCCUGAUGCUGAUAAUUUAGGGACCACCUUAGUAUACAAGUAAUUUAAUGAAUAAUUUUAAAAUGAAAACAAAAAAUUGUUAUGUAAAACGUCUCCCUACAAGGCUUCCAAAAGCUGUGAAUUUUUUAGCAGAAUUUAAAUCAAAUACAUAUGUAUGUACAUAUUUUUAAAAGAACUUAUGUAUCCCUAUUUUAAAGUGCAUGCAAUAAAUUUAUGCUUGUGCUUUAAAAAAAAAGUACUUUGAAAUAAAAAAAGAUUGGAUUUUUUUAAAUUUGAA